Messenger RNA from Aspergillus wentii DTO 134E9, 1955 nucleotides. RefSeq lists its product as uncharacterized. Lineage: Eukaryota; Fungi; Ascomycota; Eurotiomycetes; Eurotiales; Aspergillaceae. Gene Ontology annotation, molecular function: transmembrane transporter activity. The transcript is spliced from 4 exons. Gene Ontology annotation, biological process: transmembrane transport. The record is from RefSeq and is a predicted model, not a curated record. Bases 138 to 1955 code for a protein of 605 amino acids.
CGGCAAUAGAGAGGUGGACUAUGGGGAUCCCCAGACGAGCCCUGAGUUCCCAUUGUCUGACAAUGCUGGGGUGAAGUCAUCCCCGUACUUUCUGUUAUCGAGUGAUAUAAAACAAGUUUCUCCGGCUUGAAACGGCGAUGGUCGAUAUUAAAGAAGUUCGUUCCCAAGUCAAACACUCCUCUGACAUGCCGUCAGACAAGGCCGCCCAAGAGCCCGAGUCGUCUUCGACUCAUAUCGAUGUAAUCAAUCACCCUGGCCAUAGAGUCACUGCCUCUCCACCGCUGACGACUCCAUGCUGUCUGUCUGACCAGGUCGACAAUGCAUCCGACUCCAAGGUCGAACUCACCGAGGCCGACUGCUAUUCCGAACUGGGCUUUUCCUUCUCCAACGCAAAGAAAUGGACGAUUAUCAUUGUCAUCUUCCUGGUGCAGACCUCGAUGAACUUCAACACCAGCCUUUAUUCCAACGCCGUUUCGGGAAUCUCAGAAGAAUUUGGUGUGAGCAAACAAGAGGCCCGUUGCGGAGCAAUGGUGUUUCUCAUCCUCUAUGCGUUUGGCUGCGAGCUGUGGGCACCGUGGAGCGAGGAGGUUGGCAGGAAACCAAUCCUCCAACUAAGUCUUUUCCUGGUCAAUAUCUGGCAGAUCCCAGUGGGAAUCGCUCCCAACUUUGCAACCAUCAUGGUGGGCCGGGCUCUGGGUGGAAUCUGUACCGCCGGUGGUUCUGUCACAUUGGGCAUGAUUGCUGAUAUGUGGGAGCCAGACGACCAACAGUAUGCGGUGGCCUGUGUGGUGUUUUCUUCUGUUGGUGGCUCUGUACUCGGUCCUGUUGUGGGAGGCUUUGUGGAGGCAUAUCUGCCCUGGCGCUGGAAUAUCUGGAUACAGCUGAUCUUUGGUGUCUUUGUCCAAGUUGCCCAUCUCGUGUUGGUUCCAGAGACAAGAACAUCGAUCAUGAUUGAUCAAAUCGCCAAACGGAGACGGGUAAAUGGAGAGAAAGUGUACGGCCCGAACGAAUUGAUUCCAUUCAAAGACCGAUUCUCGAUGCGAGAAAUCCUGAUCACCUGGAUGCGGCCGUUCCGCAUGUUCUUGACAGAGCCGAUUGUGCUGACUCUAUCACUGCUGAGUGGCUUCACGGAUGCAUUGAUCUUUAUAUUUAUUCAAUCAUUCAGCCUGGUGUACAAGCAGUGGAACUUUGGUACUGUUGCUGUUGGUCUUUCUUUCCUACCCAUUAUGAUCGGAUAUAUCAUUGCCUGGAUCUCAUUCAUUCCGGUUAUUCGACGCAAUAUUCAUCAAAGACGCAUGAACCCUGCCGAUGAGCGCGCUCAGUAUGAAUCUCGACUGUGGUGGUUGUUGUAUACGGCUUUGUGCCUUCCCAUCGGCAUGAUUGGUUUUGCAUGGACGAGUCUGCCACAGGUGCACUGGAUCGGCACCAUGUUCUUCUCAGCGCUGGUGGGAAUUGCGAAUUUCAGCAUCUUCAUGGCAACCAUCGAUUACAUGAUCUGUGCCUACGGACCGUAUUCUGCCUCCGCGACUGGUGGGAAUGGCUGGUCAAGGGACUUUUUGGCUGGUGUCUUGACUGUCCCUGCGACUCCAUUCUAUGAAAAUAUUGGGGGAAAGUACCACCUGGAGUACGCGUCAACCAUUCUAUUCUGCAUCUCGGUCCUUCUCGUCGCCACUGUAUACGUGAUCUACUGGUAUGGACCGGCCCUUCGAAAGCGAUCCCCCUUCGCCCAGCAGUUGGUGGAUGCCAGGGCAGAAAUCCAAACUCGAGUCCGCGAUCAGAAUCCAGAAAGCGUUGCUGUAUCGAUGCCCAACCAGCUUGCCAGAUCGCAACAGAACCUUCGCCUUCGAGAAGCCAUGGGCAGUCGACCAGGUAGCUUUGCGGGAUCGCGUGUUCAGUCGCGGGCGAAUUCUCGUGCAAAUUCUCGUGCAAAUUCGCGCCGGAACUCGAUGUCGUGA